Molecule: messenger RNA, 2669 nt
Organism: Anguilla anguilla (European eel)
Lineage: Eukaryota; Metazoa; Chordata; Actinopteri; Anguilliformes; Anguillidae
Exons: 3
Coding region: 141-1172 (343 amino acids)
Source: RefSeq, a predicted model, not a curated record
GUUCAUGGCAAAAAGAUCAUCACAGUGUGAACAUGUAACAACUAGGUGUGAAUGACUUUGACGUGCAAACAACAAGUAGCAGCAGUAAUGCUAUGUUUUUUUUUGUGGCAUCAAGUUAAUAUAGUUCUUCCUGUUAAGCCAUGGCAGGGUGUGGCUCACGUCAUAAAGUCCGUCAAUGGCCUGUGUCAGACAUCAGUGGGCAUCAGCACAAGACUGUGUUUCCUGACAAAUGUCACACCAAUGAGAAAGAGUUUGUGUUCGUUGUUGGCGAUUCACAUCUCAGAUCUUUUGCUGAUGGAGUUGUAAACAUGCCAGAGGGUCGGCUGUCCUUUGGUUUUAUGGCCACACCUGGAGGAGAUGCAACAGCGUUGCGUUUGGAGAUCUCCCAUCUUGGUGAUACUCCACGUACUCCAGAUGCAGUGUGCCUGCUUGCUCCGGGGAACAACAUGACCUCAAGUCGCACUAUUGAGGAGGCUGCCAGGGCCUUUGGGACUCUCCUCAGUGUUGCAUUGCAACACUGGCCGAACAAGGUGUUUGUGGUGGAUUUCCCCAUACGACAUGUACAUGCAACACUGGAGUACCAGCUUCUGCUAAAGCAGGAAUAUCACCGAGUUGCAGCAAAGAUGGGGGUGCGGUACUUCUCAACAGACAAUGUUUUCCAGCCAUCCAAAAGGUAUAUUCCAAGAAGUUGUGGAUACAACAUCACUGUUCUUGGAGUACAUAGUACAUUCUUAUGCAUGUUUCUCUGGGACUUAAUUAUUAUUGUCAUUACUUUUUGUUUAAGGCAUCUGUGGUGUCAGGAUUUGGUACACCUAAGUGAUGACGAAGGUAUGCCUCUCCUUGCUGACUUCAUUUGGAACACUUCAUACAGCAUCCUGCACAUCCCUGUCAAUCCUGUACCACUUAGAGUGCAUCCUACACUCAAACGAUGCUUUCACAAAAACAAGAAGGAGCAUGGUACUUCAUCACAGCCACAGCGUGUUGAUCGAUCUCAACGCUUAGCAACAUCCUAUCGGCCCUUUCCAGGUAAUAACUGCUCUGUGUGUUACAUAAAAUUGUCCAUUGUUAGUGGUGUCCAAUGUUUGAACAAUGUUCUGUCUCUGUUUUUUUCUUCUUUUUUUUUUGGUUUUUUUAAACCCAUACGUCUGUAUAUUCUUGUGUGCAGCUGUUAAAAUGAAGUAUGUUGACCAUGACCAAUGGACACAUCUGGUGCCUACUGUUCCAGGUAAUUCUUGCAUGCCAAUGUGUCUGUGUCCCGAUGUGUUACUGUUAUAGUGGAGACCCAUAUUUAAUUUAAGUCAUGUUGUUUGUGCUUGUUUCUAGAUGUGAGGAUGCAGGUUCGGGACCGGCGUCAUUGUAUAUGUCAGCAUGCUGCCAAAGGAUUGUUUGUUGACAUACAGCAAGUACGUUUCUGUAGAUGUAUACACUUUGUUGAACUGUUCAAUUACGUUUUCUAAAAAGUAUUCUGUAAGUAUUUAACGUAAUUAACACCUAACAUCAACUUGUGUUUACAGCGAAUUGUCAGCGGGGGUAGGAUGGAACGCAUCUUUGACACAUACGUCCUAUGUUACCCUUCGGCCUAACGCCAGAACGCUAAGCCUGUCCAUGACCCAGCACCUCAGUCAGUGGCUGAGAAGAAAUCCCUGCACAUCAAAAAGCUAAGUGCUGCUGGUUCAGGGCAUGUGGGUCGUAGGCCUUUGGUAGUAGUUGACAGGGUCAAAGAAGUUUUAGGACAGGAAGAUGUUAGGGACAAGGUAGUAAGGAGGAGAAAGAUGGGAAACAUACACACCAGUGUUACACAGACAGAACAGAAGCAGGAGUUGCCUACUGAGAGAGCACUGAAACAGGAGUUGGGUAGUCAAACAGUACAGAAACAGAAGUUUGGUAGGGAUGAAGGAAGUGUUGUUGGUCAGGGGCAAGGGGGUCACAUACCUUCAGAAGUAGGCAAACGGCACGGGGUAUAUAGCUGGGUGAUGGUAUCUAAUUUCUGUGUUCCCUUCCAGCCAACUUUUGAAUGUCCCAAAAAGUUUAGUAUUGCAGAAGUGCGUGAUGACAACACAUUGCCAAUAGCUUGUAAGCCAAAUGGGGUGAAAUCAUUCGCAAGUAAGACACCAAAUACACUGGACAACAAAGGGGGGAUGCCUUCUGUGCAUGACACAAGUGGGGGAGAUUCAGACCAUAACAAGACAGUGUGCUUACAGACAGUAGCUCAUGCUGAUAUUGAAAACAAACAAAAGGAAAUAAACAGCAGACUAGCUGCAGUACUUGCCAUUAAAAAGGGCAAGAACCACAUAAGAGGAGGUAUAGGUGAAGGCAACUCAAUAUUUCAGACGGCAAUUAGCAUAGCAGAGCAGCAUGGUAUCCAACUUAGAAGUGGCAAUCCAAACAAGGCCAAUGGUAAUUGCUUGUAUGAAUCCAUUAUUGAUAACAUAAAUGCAAGAGAAUGUUUUCCAGAACAUUUGACAGAAAGGCCUGAGCACUAUAGAAAGGUCUGGAAUACUGUAGGUGAACAGAAAAUUAAGGCAUCUCCACACUAUCCAAACGGAUAUACAGAACAGCAGUGGAGAGAAGCAUGGCAAACUUUGCAAACAACUAACCAAUAUGACCUUGACUAUUUUGGUGAUAUGGCUAUCCUUAGUUGUGCUCAUACUACUAAGAAAGAUAUCCUU